Molecule: messenger RNA, 471 nt
Organism: Glycine soja
Lineage: Eukaryota; Viridiplantae; Streptophyta; Magnoliopsida; Fabales; Fabaceae
Product: pyrophosphate--fructose 6-phosphate 1-phosphotransferase subunit beta 1-like
Exons: 4
Coding region: 1-471 (156 amino acids)
Biological process (GO): glycolytic process; response to glucose; photosynthesis
Cellular component (GO): cytosol
Molecular function (GO): diphosphate-fructose-6-phosphate 1-phosphotransferase activity; 6-phosphofructokinase activity
Source: RefSeq, a predicted model, not a curated record
AUGUUCUAUGGAAAUUGGAUUAAGUGUGUGGAUUUGGGCAAAGUUUUUGGUCAGAAUCGGGUGUUUGAUGAGCUUAUGUAUGGUAUCAAUCUGGCUAAAGGUAUUCUGGAACAUCACUCGAAAGGGAUCCUAGAUUCUGACAAACCAAGGAAAUUGCUCGAAGAUUUUCGAAUUGGCAAGCUCAUCACAGGUAAUAUACAUAGGUUGCAGGUUGGCAAGAUAGAAGCAGAGAAAAUGCUUAUUCAAAUGGUUGAAACUGAGUUAGAGAAGAGAAAGCAAUGGGGCACAUAUAAAGGAGGAUUUAGGGGGCAGUCCCACUUUUUUGGCUAUGAAGGGAGAUGUGGCUUGCCAACUAAUUUUGAUUCUACUUACUGCUAUGCAUUGGGUUAUGGUGCUGCAACCAUCCUUCAAAGUGGGAAGACAGGAUUAAUAUCAUCAGUUUGUGCCAAUGCUCUUCACAUUAUAUUCUAA